UUGAGAGCUUGAAUAUAUUAACAAAUACAAACUAAAAAAAACACAUGCAUUGAUCUAAAACAACAAAAAUGUCAAAAAAUCCGUGCACAGGCGUGCUGAAGCCCUUGCCGAUCUAUCAGAAGUUAAUGGUGGACAACCUGACAGUCAUACGCCCGCCCAUACUCAAGUUGUACUAUUGGGAGAGUUUCAAUAUAACUGGACUCAACAAGAAACUCCGAUCGAACAAGCAGGAGCAUGAGCAUGUCCUGGCGGUUCCAUUGCGUCAAAUACAAAGCCAGCCCCUGAAGAUGAUCUUCUGGCUGCGCAACAUGUCCGCCAAGCCGCUGGAAUUGAAAUUGAAACGCAUUCAGAAUUGCCAGUGCCAGCCAUUGCAAACUCGCGUGGGCUUCAAUCAGUUCCGGCAACUCUUCCACUGCCCGCAUCGCCGGCUCAUACAUAUUAGCCAGGAGCAGCUCAAUUUACGGCCGGAUGAGGUGCUACCUCUCACAGUUACCGCUCAUUUUUUUCUUUAUGGCGAACACUACCUUACCUAUGAAAUCUACACUGGGGACAAUCGCAAAUUUGUGUGGAACUUCAAGCUGGAAAUCACAGCCUUUGAUCCAGAGCGGUGUCUGCUUACCAAGGAGCUAUUGCCCAUAAAUAUUAAAAACUUUUAUCAUGUGACCCAACCGAUUUGGGUCCAGAACAUAACCAUGACACAUCUGGCAUUUGCCUUCUCCUCGCGCGAACGCAGCUUCAAGCUGCACAACUCAAAUCUGACUGUGCCCAGGCAAAGUGUUUGGCCCCUGCUGGUGGAAUAUCGACCAUUGGACUAUGAGAAUGACAUUGAGCUGAUGCUGACAUAUGAGAACUCCAAGGCGCGGUAUAAGAUCAAGGCCCGUGGCACUACUACAGACGAUAAUGAGAUAACAGAUAUGCCGCUCAAGGACAGAGAAUCCUCUGAGUAUCUUUACAUUAUAUAUCCGAAUCGUUUAAACUUUGAACUGUGCAUGAAGGAGAAUCGCACACAGCUCGUCAAUGUGCACAACUAUGGACAAAAAUGCAUGGAGUUUCGCUGGCAAAACUACAUUAUCAGCGAUUUCUUUGCAGUCACAUUUGAACCAUCUGUUUUUCGACUGAAGGGCCAUCAUUCGAAACUCUGCGAGAUAAAGGUAAGCGUCUUCGACCGGCUCAUCUUCUUUCGCCGCAUACCCAUUGUGCUGGAGGUGCAUCGCAUACUUGAUCCCGCCACGCUUAUAGCCAAGGCUGAGUUGGCCGAAAUCGAGUCCAUAGACGAUCCCAAGUGGAAGGAAGAUAGCUACGUGGAGCACGCUUUUCUACACCUCAACAUACGUGUCCAUAUGCAAAAUAACGAGGAUAGGCAAGACGAUAACAUGUACGAUAUCGAUGGCACCUGCGCACCAUGUGGCGGCGUGGGCAUUGAUGCGGGCGCCGGCGGAGAUGGUUCGCCCGUUGAGCUAACCGAGGAACAGCAGAAGCAGGCGGAACGCGAGGAGCUGAUCAAGCGUUUGUCCAUGAAACGCAAGCUGAAUGCAAAUGAAAUCAUUGAACUAAGUAUGGCCAUCGAUCACCGUAUUACCAUAUUCGAGAAACUCUUCUGGAAAAACCUAUCCAAGUCGAAUUUUAUGCGCAUUAACCCGGAACGAACACGCAACAAAUUCAACCAGACCUAUGACCAAGUGGUGGUUGUGGAUAACGCUCCGAGUCCCCUCGAAAAUCUGCGUACAAACGUGGACCACAAGAUAUACAAGUCACAUUCUGUUACCAAAUAUUAAGUGCUUUCUUAUUAUAUUACUAUCUUAUACUUCGAUAGUCGAAAGUAAUUAACUUGUACAAUAAAAUUAUUACAAUAUCAAAAGUCUGAUAUCUGUGCUAGAAGAGGCGCACCACUGUUCAGGCAACACAAAAUUUGCUACAUUAAGAGGAGAAGAAGAAGAAGCGGAAGAUGAAGCGACACAACAAUAACAAAAGCUGCAGCGCCGAAUGCGCAGGUACAGCAGCCCCAGCAGCGGCACUAACAGCGUCAGCAGAAGCAGAAGCAGAAGCGCACUCGCUGCAACAGUCAGUCAACAAUAUAACGGUACUGCACAUGCUCUUCGCUCUGUAAAUUAGUUGCUCUCUCUCGCUCAAUCACGCUCCAACACUUAGCCGAAUACCCUACAUUUGGAUAGAAAACAUAAACAAGGAAAUGCAGCGACGACGACGAUGACAACGAAACAGAUUGCGGUAGGUUCUCUGCUAGUGAGGAAGGAGAGAUAGAGAGAGAGCGCAAGAGAACGCCGGCCGCACAUCAGCAACGAGCCAACGUUGGGCCAACAGUCAAAAAGGCACCCAAACAAACAGUAAAACCAUCGCGCACACGCACACGCACAAGCACACACACUGGCGCCAAGGAUUUGCAAGCAUAGAACGGCAGCUGACUGAGCUGCGAGCGAGCGGCGGGCAAAUGAGCCGAAAGCCGAGUGGCGACUGCACCAGGCAAGAAGCUCAACUUGACAUCAUUUGUGUCAAAAGACCAUUGAACUCUGUGCGGGGGAAGUUGUGCCUCCUCUACACUCCGCCCCCUUCAAAUCGUAGCAUGCUCUGUGCAUUGUUUUGUUGCUGUUGUUGCGGCUCUCUAUGUGGCGCAAGCAGCAAGUGUUUACAUGCAAAUACAUAUAAACACAUACUCAAUAUGUAUGCAUGUGUGUGUGUGUGUGUGUGUGUGUGCGUAUUGCUAUAAUCUAUACGAAGGCAACUGCGCCCGCAAAACUGUGCAGAACACAGUAAUUACAAUAAUUCACAUUUUUACCAGUCGCCUUAUAACUGUGGACUCUUUUAUGAUUGUCUCUCAAUAAACAUAUUAAUAUUAA
Molecule: messenger RNA, 2852 nt
Organism: Drosophila virilis
Lineage: Eukaryota; Metazoa; Arthropoda; Insecta; Diptera; Drosophilidae
Source: RefSeq, a predicted model, not a curated record